Molecule: messenger RNA, 310 nt
Organism: Dacryopinax primogenitus
Lineage: Eukaryota; Fungi; Basidiomycota; Dacrymycetes; Dacrymycetales; Dacrymycetaceae
Product: translation machinery associated TMA7
Exons: 6
Coding region: 35-232 (65 amino acids)
Source: RefSeq, a predicted model, not a curated record
CACCAAUUGUACCGAUACUUCAUCACGAACUCUCAUGGGUGGACGUCAAGGUGGCAAACUGAAGCCAUUGAAGGCUGCGAAGAAGGAUAAGGCGGAGGAUGAUGAGGAGUCAAAGGCGUUCAAGGCAAAGCAGAAGGCGGACGCUGCUGCGCUGAAAGCUGCUCAAGAUAAAGCUAAACAACAUGGACCGCUGGGUGGUGGUGGUAUUAAGAAGUCGUCUGGCAAGAAAUAGCUGUAGUGACGCUAUCAGGAGGAAGUGUGGGUUUUAGGGUUAUCGAGGAUGGCAUGUACAGUCGACAGCUUCGGAUCA